AUGAUGGAGAACCUUUCAAUGAAUGUUGGGAGCGUUUCAAAGGGCUGUUGCUGCAAUGUCCACAUCAUGGCAGGUGGAGCUUUGAAGAAGAAAAAUGCUCAAGAGUCAUAUAACAUUUAUGAGAAGUUGGGAUCUAAUGCUCAACACAAAGAUACAAGAGGUAAACAAGUUGGAAUGUAUGAAAUGAGUUCUAAUAAUGAUCUUGCCUUGCAGGUGGCUAGUUUGGAAAAGAAUAUUGAUUUUGUGCUCAAUAUGGCACCUAAGAUAGCUGAGGUGUGUGCCAUUUGCAACAUACCAGGUCAUCCUACUUAUCAAUGCUCAGCUAGUGAGGUUUAUCCCGAAUUCGUUCAAGAGCAAGUGAAUCUCAUGAAUUCUUACAAUCAGAGGCCGAGGAAUGACCCGUUCUCUAAUACAUAUAACCUGGUUGGAGAGAUCUCCCAAUCUCUCGUGGAAGAAUAA
Molecule: messenger RNA, 459 nt
Organism: Prunus armeniaca (apricot)
Lineage: Eukaryota; Viridiplantae; Streptophyta; Magnoliopsida; Rosales; Rosaceae
Source: the annotation of a GenBank genome assembly